Molecule: messenger RNA, 3090 nt
Organism: Naegleria lovaniensis
Lineage: Eukaryota; Heterolobosea; Eutetramitea; Acrasida; Naegleriidae
Exons: 1
Coding region: 1-3090 (1029 amino acids)
Cellular component (GO): cytoplasm
Molecular function (GO): saccharopine dehydrogenase activity
Source: RefSeq, a predicted model, not a curated record
AUGUACCGACUAACCAAAGCUGUACAUCAACUCGUGAAUCAUCGUUCAUCUUCGUCGACAACGGGUGUAGCGGCUACAUCCUUUUUCAAAAAAUCAUCCAGCCACUCCGGAGUGUUAAGCUCUUCAUCAUCACCGUUCACGCAAGAGUAUCAUCAUUCAGUCUUGAAUUUCUAUGGCCUCCGUAAAUAUAGUGAGACUGGGGAGGUACCAACCAUCGGCAUCCGUAGAGAAGAUAAAAACGUUUGGGAACGUCGAGUACCUUUGACUCCUUCUCAAUGCGAAGAAUUGAUCAAGGAACACGGCAUCCGAGUGGUGAUUCAGCCUUCUACCACAAGAGCCUUUAGUGAUGAAGAAUAUAGAGAAGCUGGUUGUGAGAUUAAUGAAGAUUUAACGCGUGCUCAAACAAUCUUGGCAGUUAAAGAAGUACCUGCUCAUUUGCUCAUUCCGAACAAGACUUACAUGUUCUUUUCUCAUACUAUCAAAGGUCAAUGGUAUAAUAUGAACAUGUUAGAUACAAUUAUUGAAAAGAAUAUUCGUUUGAUUGAUUAUGAACGUAUUGUGAAAGAAGUAGAAGUUCCUGGUACAGAAAAGACAGUACAAGAACGAUUGGUUCGUUUUGGUCCUUUUGCUGGUAACGCAGGUGUUAUUGAUACUUUGCAUAUUCUCGGAGAACGUUUGUUGACUCAAUACGGAUACACAAGUCCUUUCUUGAGUAUUUCAUAUGCAAGAAAUUAUAUUUCUCUUGAAAUUUGUAAGCAUGCCUUGAAUGAAAUUGGACGAAAGAUUAGUCAAUAUGGUAUCAAUAAGGAUUUAUUCCCAAUGACUUUUGUCAUGACUGGUAGAGGUGGUAGCGUGUGCCAAGGUAUGAAGGAAAUGAUCCAACAAUUGCAACCUCCUGAAUUGACUCACAAAACUGUUGAAUUCUUGCAGUCACCUUCACAAUUGAAAGCAUUGUGGGAAAAGAAGGCAAGAGGAGAUGUCACAAAGGAAGAUUGCAGAAAGAUUUAUGUUUUAAUUUGUGGCGCUGAAGCAAUGGUAAAACCCAAAGAUCCAACAAAGGCAUUCGACAAGUAUGACUAUUAUGCCAAUCCACAAGAUUAUGAGCCUAUUUUCCAUGAAACCAUUAUUCCAUACACCAGAGUAUUGUUGAACGGAAUGUACUGGGAUGCCAGAUAUCCAAGACUCAUUACUAACAAACAAGCCAAACAAUUAAUUGAACAAAAUAGAUUCCCACUCAUCACUGUUGGCGACAUUUCAUGCGAUCCUGGUGGCUCAGUUGAAUUCCUCACCAAAACAACAACCAUUUCAAAUCCUGUCUAUGUAAAUAACAUUAAGGAAGAUAAGAUUUAUGAUGACACUCUCAUUGGCGAAGGCGUAGCAAUGCUUGCUGUUGACCACUUACCAGCUGAGUUCCCAAGAUCUUCGAGCAGCUUGUUCGGUUCUCAUCUUUUCCCAUUCAUUCCUGAUUUGGCAAGAUCGUUCCCUACUUUUAACAGUUCUUUGGAAACACAAAUGAAAUAUUUACCAACUGAAAUCAGAAAGGCUGUCAUUACUGCCAACGGAAACCUGACUCCAAACUAUGAGUAUAUUAAUAGAAUUAGAGGACCAAGAGCCAAGAGAGUUUUAAUUUUGGGCUCUGGAUAUGUUGUUCCACCAGUGAUUGAUUAUUUGCUUGAUAAUCCAAGAGAUAUUUCUGUUAUUACCAUUGCUAGUGACAAGAUUCCACAAGAUUUGAAGGGCAAAUAUACCGGAAAAUUAUCUGUGGAAUUUGUGAAUAAUCUCAACGUGUCUCAAGACAAUCAAGUACUCAAUGAUCUCAUCAAUAAGACUGAUAUUGUUGUGUCCCUUGUUCCUGCCACCCUUCACCCCAUUAUUGCAAAGCAAUGUCUCAAACAUUCGAAACACCUCAUCACCGCCAGUUAUGUCAGUCCUGAGAUGGAAGCCAUGCAUGAAGAAGCAAAACAAAAGGGACUCUUAUUUAUCAACGAAAUUGGUUUAGAUCCUGGCAUUGAUCACAUGUGUAUCAUGAAAACUUUGGAUGAGGUUGUUGGAAAGAAGGGAGGAAGAGUUGAAAGCUUUAAGAGUUAUUGUGGAGCCCUUCCUGCUCCGGAAUCUUCUGACAAUCCGCUAGGAUACAAGUUCAGUUGGUCACCAAUUGGAGUUUUGAGAGCUUCUCAAAAUCCAUGCCUCUUCAUGAAGGAUGGUGAAGUUGUGGACGUCACUGAUGGAUCAAAGCUCACAUUCCUCAAUGAAAAGGUAGACGUCAAAUUUAAGGGCUUCAACUUUGAGGUUGUUCCAAAUCGUGACAGCUUGAAGUACAUUUCCAAGUACAAGUAUCUCAAUCAAAACGAUCUUCAUACAAUGAUGAGAGGUACUUUGAGAUUUGGUGGCUUUUGUGAGGUAUUCAGAUUGCUCACUCUUUUGGGAUAUCUCAAGCAAGAAACACCAAUUCCAGCCAAUGCCAACAGUUUCUUUGAAAUUUUCUGUGCACAAUUAGGUGUUCCAAACACUUCAAGCAUGAAAAAUAUUGCCAACACUCUCGAGAAGAUUUAUAACGAGAAAAUUGAUGCCAUGUUCUCCAACAUCAAGGACAAGUAUCAACAAAGAAUUUACAAGAGAUUGAAGGCAAAUGCUGAAUCAGAUGCCAAUUAUGCUCUCAAGAGCUUUAACCAACUUGGAUUGCUUUCUAAGGAACCAUUACCAGAGAAACCAAAAAGUGGAUCUCUUUUGGAAUUAAUUUGUGCUCACCUCGAACGUGAACUUGCUCUCACUUCUCAAGACAAGGAUCUCAACUUUAUGAUCCACGAAUUCAUCGUCAAGUACGAUAAGGAUAAUUCCAGAGAAAGAAUUACAUCCACAGUAUGUGUGUUUGGUGACAAGACUACUACAGCAACGAGCAGAACUGUUGGUUUACCUGUUGCCAUCACUGCUGUCAUGGUCGCUAAGGAGGCUGCUGAUCUCAAACAGUCCGUUGGUGGAGGUGGUGUGAUUGGUCCAACCUCAACUUCUCUUCUCUAUGAAGGCGUGUUAAGCAAGCUUGAGGAACAAGGAAUUAAGGUGGAAGAAACAGUUGAAAAGAUUGAGGAAUAA